Striga hermonthica is the source of this 534-nucleotide messenger RNA. The record is from the annotation of a GenBank genome assembly. NCBI's taxonomy places the organism in Eukaryota, Viridiplantae, Streptophyta, Magnoliopsida, Lamiales, Orobanchaceae.
AUGGCAGUGCUCCAAUUUCUAGCACGGACAAGCCAAUUGCUGGUUAUGAACAUAUUGGAGACUCAAGUGCCGAAAAUUUUUCGACACCCCAUCGGCUCACAACCCGCGAAAUCACGCAAGUCGUCGAUGAUUUUAGACUGGCUGCCAAAAAUGCCAUCGAAGCAGGCCGUGUCGCGGGAGAUCGGGCCCCACAGAGUUGGCAUCCGUUUAUCCCCUUACGCCGACUACAACGAGUGUGGGCACUCGGACCCCAACUCCUUGAGCUUACACAUGGCCGAGGCCCUCAAUGAGUACGACAUUUUGUAUUGCCACGUGAUCGAGCCAAGAAUGGUGAGAGAGGACCGGGGGAAUGAGGUCUUGAGACGAGGUGAAGCUGAUCUUGUCGCGUACGGUCGCCUGUUCCUGGCGAAUCCGGAUUUGCCAAGGAGAUUCGAGCUCGGUUCAAAUCUCAAUGCAUAUGAUAGGAGCACGUUCUACUCGAGUGAUCCUAUUAUCGGUUACACAGACUACCCAUUUCUUGACGAUGGACCUUAG